UAACCGCGCCGCUCAUAUGAGUUUGUGACGCGAAGUGAGUAAUAUUUAUGGUUUACGUUUACCGGAUGGACGGAUGUUGAUGAUGGCGACGGUUUAAAAAAAUUUAAUUUCCAAACAAAAAACCACUUCAUUGAAUUAAAAUUUUAAUUAAAACAACAGUGAGAGCAAAUUUCGGAUGUAAAAACCAAUUGAACUAUGCAAAACCGGUGCAUAAAUAGUGCUUGUGUAUUCUUGUUGUUUUUGUGCAGAAGAGUGUUUGAUGAGAAAAAGCUUGGUGUUGCUACCGGCGGAAGAAGUGCAUAAGAACUCAAGAAAGUAGUUUUUUCUUCGAAGGUGUCAACCAAUUAUGCUGUGAAUUUAAUGCUUCCUGUGCAAGAAUAUAGUUAAGCAGCAGAUUUAUUAAAAUAAACCACUAAAUAAAAUACAAUUUAUUCGUUACAAAGAGUGAAAUGCAGCUGCAACUUAAAACCUUCCGCUACAUCGCGCCAACCAAUGACCAAAGCAUCAGCUCCGUCGUCAAAGCUAGCGAUAUGCGUUUUGCUCGUUAAGAGCUCAGUCGCGUAUGAAUUUAAUUAGAACCAAAUUCAUCCUGUUAAACAAUUCAUACAGAAAAUUCGCGCAUAAAUAAAAAACAACAACGAGCAAUUCACGAAAACAAGGAACAUUAAACGAGAAUUGAUGUAAAAAAGAAUCGCUUAGCUAAGAGAAAUCAACAAAUUUAAAGUGAAAAAUCGCAUGGGAAACGAAUGCGAAAAUUUUUCCAGUACACUUAGUGGGCCAGUGAGAUAUCCUUUUUGAAAAUAGACGGAUAAUAAAUUGGAUUAAUUCAUAUUGGAAGUGUUUACUGUGACCAAGUCGAACAUGCACCAGGUUAUGUAAAUUUAUAGCACCGAAAAUCAAACACAAAAAAGUUGAUAAACAAAGCAAAUAGCUGAAAUCCCAAGAAAGGAAUAGUAUUGAAAAGCAAAUAUACCUAUGUAUUACAACAAUAAAAUAUAUGUGUGUAACUUUAAAAUGAAAACGAAGGAAAUCGGCUCUCUAAAUAGUGUAAAAAAAUCAACAGAAAUGUGUAAUACCGAGUAGCUGGCAAAAAUAAUUUGCCGGCCAAAAUUGCUUAUACGAAAAUUACACCGUAAACACUUCGAAAGCGUAUUUAUUUGACUCUCGCGUGUGCAUAUAAAAUAUUUCCGAAACAAAGUGCAGACCACAUAAAUAAAUACAUCACCUAUAAAAAAAAAAUCGCAAACAAACAACUAUGUUCUCAAAUUUGUGUAUUGUUUUAAAAUUGAUGUAGGUGUAUGUAUGUAAUUGGAAUUUUUAAGAUUUUAACAGCCGCUUCAGGGUGGCCCGUGUGACGUGCUUACAUACUAUAGACCUCAUAAUACAAACAAUAAUCGGCGUGAAAACGGGUGCUAAUUGUAUUUUUCCGACAUCGGAUAGCUACUUUCUUCAUAAGCGCGACGCCAACGCGCUAGCGCAUGCGCUUCAGAGCAACUAAGCUCUUCUAGAGGUGCUAGCAAACUUUGAAACAAAAAGGGAAAACCUAUAAACAAUUUUCAACUUUAAAGCCACGUUUAACUGGAUUUUCAAAAUGUGGCUGUUGAUCAACAACUCUUUCCCCAAAGCGGAUAUAUUGUGGAUAAUAUUUCUGGCUAGUAUGCUGCUGAUUUGUGGAUUUAUUGACAGCGGAAGAGCGGCGGCUUCCACAUGCAUGGCUGUCGGCUGUAAAAAUGGCGGAACGUGUAUCACACAAAGCAAUGGACUCUCCUUUUGCAAUUGUAGUUCGCGCUUCGUUGGCGAAUUUUGUGAACAUCUCAACCCUUGUUUUACUGGUCUCCUGCGCUGUCAAAAUGGCGGAACCUGCCAGCCUUCGUAUCGCAAUGAUCGUCUCGGCAUCUCUUGUAUAUGUCCGCUCGGCUUCACCGAAUCCUUGUGCGAAAUACGAGUGCCGAAUGCCUGCGACUCGUCACCGUGUCGCAAUGGCGGCUCAUGCAAUCUGAAAACUUUAGAUGACUAUACGUGCACCUGCAUGAAUGGGUAUACAGGCGAUUAUUGUGAAACACAAAAUCUCUGUGCCACAGGACCAUGCCACAAUGGCGGCACCUGCACCUCAGUCGCUGGCGGCAGUAGCUUCAAGUGCUUAUGCCCGAAAGGAUUCAAAGGACAGACUUGCGCCGAAGAUGUGAUAGAGUGUGAAGCGAACCCAUGCAAACAUGGCGGCACCUGUAAAAACACACAUGGCUCCUACCAAUGCAUGUGUCCUGGCGGCUACACCGGCAAGAAUUGCGAGUCGAAAUACAUUCCAUGUUCGCCAUCACCUUGUCAGAAUGGAGGCACAUGUCGUAUAUCGAGUGGCCUAAUGUACGAGUGCAAAUGCCCACUUGGCUUUCAAGGCAAACAUUGCGAAGAAAACAUUGAUGAUUGCCCCGGAAAUUUGUGUCAGAACGGUGGCACUUGCGUAGAUGGUAUCAACACAUACCGUUGUCUAUGCAAACCAAAUUUUGCCGGAGAACUCUGUGAGGAAGAUGUGGACGAGUGCGCGAUGAGGCCAUCGGUUUGUCAAAAUGGCGCCACUUGCACUAAUACUAAUGGCAACUAUUCGUGCAUCUGCGUUAACGGCUGGGAGGGUAGAGACUGCAGCGAUAAUGUCAAUGAUUGUGCAGCUGCAGCAUGCUUCAAUGGCGCCACUUGCAUAGAUGGGGUGGGGUCGUUCUAUUGUCGCUGCACGCCCGGCAAAACAGGUCUGCUGUGCCAUUUGGAAGACGCUUGUACAUCGAAUCCUUGUCAUUCGGAUGCAAUUUGUGACACGAGUCCCAUAAAUGGUUCCUAUACCUGUUCCUGUGCCACUGGCUAUAAAGGUGUGGAUUGUUCGGAAGAUAUCGAUGAGUGUGAUCAGGGUUUUCCUUGCGAACACAAUGGCAUAUGUGUGAAUACUCCUGGUUCAUUCAAGUGCAAUUGCUCUCAAGGUUUCACUGGUCCACGCUGUGAGACAAAUAUUAACGAGUGCGAGUCGCACCCUUGUCAGAAUGAAGGUAGUUGCUUGGAUGAUCCUGGUACUUUCCGUUGCGUUUGCAUGCCCGGCUUUACUGGCACACAGUGUGAAAUUGAUAUUGACGAAUGCGAAUCAAACCCAUGCUUGAAUGGUGGCACCUGCCACGAUAUGAUUAAUGGAUUUAAAUGUUCGUGUGCGCUUGGGUUUGCUGGGACACGUUGUCAAAUAAAUAUAGAUGAUUGCCAGUCACAGCCGUGUCGGAACAAUGGCAUAUGUCACGAUUCUAUCGCCGGUUAUACUUGUGAAUGUCCACCUGGUUAUACGGGUACCUCUUGUGAGAUCAACAUCAACGACUGUGAUUCGAACCCAUGCCGUCGUGGCAAAUGCAUUGAUGGUGAUAACUCUUUCAAAUGCGUAUGCGAUCCUGGUUUCACUGGUUACCUUUGUCAGACGCAAAUCAAUGAAUGUGAAUCCAAUCCAUGUCAAUUCGGUGGCCACUGUAUCGAUCGCGUCGGAUCCUAUCUCUGCAAGUGUCUGCCUGGUACGUCGGGUAAAAACUGUGAAAUUAAUGUAAAUGAGUGUCAUAGCAAUCCCUGUAACAAUGGCGCCACUUGUAUUGACGGCAUCAACAAGUACACUUGCGAAUGCGUGCCCGGCUUCACGGGACUACAUUGUGAGAUUAAUAUCAAUGAAUGCGCCUCGAAUCCUUGUGCCAAUAACGGUGUCUGCAUGGACAUGGUAAAUGGUUACAAAUGUGAAUGUCCGCGGGGUUUUUAUGAUGCGCGAUGCCUGAGUGAUGUGGACGAGUGUGCUUCGAAUCCUUGUAUAAAUGGCGGACGCUGUGAAGAUGGUAUUAAUGAGUUUAUCUGCCAUUGUCAACCUGGCUAUGGUGGCAAACGCUGCGAGAUUGAUAUCGACGAGUGCAGCUCAAACCCUUGCCAACACGGUGGCAUAUGCAUAGAUCAGCUGAAUUCUUUCCAAUGUCAGUGCAUGCCCGGCUAUACAGGCUACCGUUGCGAGACGAAUAUUGACGAUUGUAUCAUGAAUCCAUGUGUGAAUGGCGGUUCCUGUAUUGACCUGGUAAAUGGUUAUAAAUGUGUCUGCAAGGUGCCAUUUACGGGUAGAGAUUGCGAAUCGAAGAUGGAUCCCUGUUCAACGCAUCGCUGUCGGAAUGAUGCAAAGUGUACGCCUUCCCCCAACUUCUUGGACUUCUCCUGCUCCUGCAAACUUGGUUACACAGGACGUUAUUGUGACGAGGAUAUCGAUGAAUGUGCGUUGUCAUCCCCCUGUCGAAAUGGUGCGACCUGCCUCAAUGUGCCCGGCACUUAUAAAUGUCUCUGUGCAAAAGGUUAUGAGGGACGUGAUUGCGCCAUCAACACCGAUGAUUGUGCUUCGUUCCCUUGUCAGAAUGGUGGCACAUGUUUGGAUGGCAUUGGCGACUAUACAUGCCUUUGCGUUGACGGAUUCGAUGGCAAACAUUGUGAAACGGAUAUCAAUGAAUGCCUCAGCCUGCCUUGUCAGAAUGGUGCGACCUGCCGUCAAUAUGUAAACUCGUAUACAUGUACGUGUCGGCUUGGCUUCUCGGGCAUCAACUGUCAGACCAACGACGAAGACUGCACUGAAAGUUCCUGUAUGAAUGGUGGCACGUGCAUUGAUGGUAUCAACGGCUACAAUUGUUCGUGUCUGCCUGCCUUUACCGGCUCAAAUUGUCAGUACAAGAUCAACAAGUGCGACUCACAGCCCUGCCAGAAUGGCGCCACGUGCCAUGAAAGCGGCGAAGAGUAUACAUGUCACUGUCCACACGGCUAUACGGGCAAACAGUGCACGGACUAUGUGGACUGGUGUUCUCAAUCUCCUUGUGAGAAUGGCGCCACUUGUUCACAGAUAAAGAACCAGUAUAAUUGUAAAUGCGCUGCCGGUUGGACGGGCAAGCUGUGCGAUGUGGAGAUGGUUUCUUGCGAAGUCGCAGCGAUACGUAAACAAGUCAGUCUCAAACAACUUUGCAACAAUGGCACCUGCAAGGAGAUGGGCAAUUUGCAUUUAUGUCACUGUAAACAGGGUUAUACGGGCAGCUAUUGCCAAACGGACAUCAAUGAGUGUGAGUCGCAGCCAUGCCAAAAUGGCGGCACAUGUCUGGAUCGCGUGGGCGAGUAUAAAUGUAUGUGUCCGAAGGGUUUCCAAGGGCAGAACUGCGAAUUAAACAUCGAUGACUGCUCGCCGAAUCCGUGUCAGAAUGGCGGUACAUGCCACGAUUUGGUGCAAUCCUUCAGCUGCUCCUGUCCGCCUGGCACUUUGGGCAUCAUUUGCGAGAUAAAUCAGGAAGAUUGCGUGCCAGGCGCUUGCCAUAACAACGGCACCUGCAUCGAUCGUGUGGGUGGUUUCGAGUGCGCGUGUCCGGCUGGUUUCGUGGGUUCUCGUUGCGAAGGUGACAUAAACGAAUGCCUUUCAAAUCCCUGUUCUAAUGCGGGUACUUUGGACUGCGUACAGCUGGUGAAUAACUAUCACUGCAACUGCAAGAACGGCUACAUGGGACGCCACUGCGAGAACAAAGUGGACUUUUGCGCAAAUUCUCCUUGCCAAAAUGGCGGUAUUUGUUCGACAAAACAGUCUGGUCACCAUUGCGUCUGCCCGGUUGGUUUCUAUGGCAAAAAUUGUGAAUUUUCUGGUAAUGAUUGUGACUCGAAUCCAUGUCAGGCGGGUAACUGCGUGGUCGAUAUGAUUCGUGGUUACCGCUGCGACUGUCCGCCUGGCACCGAAGGCGUGCACUGUGAAAUCGAUAUGCUGGAUGAGUGCGCUUCAAAUCCAUGUCUGCAGGGUGCUGCAUGCGAGAAUUUACUCGGCGAUUUUGUUUGUUUCUGCCCAAGCAAAUGGCCUGGAAAACGUUGUGAAAUUUACGAUUCUAACUACCCCGGUUGGGCUUCGGACAACAGCCGUGGACCGCUGAACAAAUAUACGAAAGAUCUUGAAUAUCAACGAGAAAUGUGCGUCAAGCGGGGCUGCGAACAGAAGAAGGGCAAUCAUAAGUGCGAUCAGGAGUGCAACACAUACGCGUGUAACUUCGACGGCAACGACUGCUCACUGGGGAUCAAUCCCUGGGUGAAUUGCACCGCGAAUAUAGAGUGUUGGCGAGUUUUCAUGGAUGGCCAGUGCAAUGAGGAGUGUAACAAUGCAGCUUGUCUGUUCGAUGGUCGCGAUUGUGCCAAGAAAUUGCAACCAUGUAAUCCGACGUAUGAAGCCUAUUGCCAAAAACACUACGCGGACGGUCACUGUGAUUAUGGCUGCAACAAUGCGGAGUGCAACUGGGAUGGCUUGGACUGUGAAAACAAUCUCGAGCAACCGAAUUUAGCUGAUGGUGCUAUCUCUGUGGUGAUGUUAAUGGAUAUCAAAAUGUUCCGCGACAAGCAGGUGGAAUUUUUACGUGAAAUGGGUCAUUUACUUCGCACUACGGUGCGCAUCAAGAAGGACUCCAUGGGUAAUGAUAUGAUUUUCACCUGGAAAGGCACUUCGCAGAUGACUGAGCUGCAAAACUCAGAAUUCGGUCGUAAGCACAGAAUUCUAUCAAGUGAGCGCAACGACCAAACUGGCAUACAAAUUUAUCUGGAAAUCGAUAAUCGUAAAUGUAUAGAUUGCUUCAAUCGCGCCGCCGAAGCAGCCGAGUUUUUGGCGGCUUCUGCUUCCAAAUACACGCUCUCGCCAAAGUUCAACAUCUACAGCGUGCGUGGCGUACAGAAUCCAGGCGAAGAUGUGGAAGAACGUCCCAGCAACGUCAAAUAUGUGCUCAUCGGCAUAAGUAUUGUGGUAUUCGCAUUUCUUGGAGUGCUGGUAACUACGCAACGCAAGCGCGCGCAUGGCAUUACUUGGUUCCCGGAGAAUUUCCGUACCACCACUUCUACCGCAGUAAAUCAUCAGCGGCGCCGACGUGACACUGGCCAGGAAAUGCGAAACUUAAAUAAAAACCCCUCCAUUGCGUGCAUGAGUAAUGACGUCAACAUGAAUUCCGGUCAUAUGGGACACGCGCCGCAAUGGUCGGAUGAUGAAUCAGAAUUGCCACCACAGAAGCGCAUGCGCAAUGAACAUGGGGGAUAUGCUAGUGACCACACAAUGGUAACCGACUACGAGGAGGCCGACCCACGUGUAUGGUCUCAAGCACAUCUCGAAGUAGCGGAUGUACGUUCGUCAAUUAUGACGCCGCCUGCACACCAGGAUGGCAAACACGAUGUGGAUGUGCGUGGGCCAUGCGGUAUGACACCACUUAUGGUAGCAGCAGUGCGCGGUGGCGGUAUGGAUACAGGCGAGGACAUCGAAAACUCUGACGAUCAAACUGCACAAGUGAUUUCUGAUUUGUUGGCGCAAGGUGCCGAGCUAAACGCUACAAUGGACAAGACUGGUGAAACAUCGUUGCACUUGGCUGCGCGUUAUGCGCGUGCAGAUGCUGCAAAACGUUUACUAGACGCCGGCGCCGACGCUAACUGUCAAGACAACACCGGCCGUACACCACUUCAUGCUGCAGUGGCCGCCGAUGCAAUGGGCGUUUUUCAGAUACUGCUACGCAAUCGUGCCACUAAUUUAAACGCCCGCAUGCAUGAUGGCACCACUCCACUCAUACUCGCCGCACGUCUAGCUAUCGAGGGCAUGGUUGAGGACUUAAUCACUGCUGAUGCGGACAUCAAUGCUGCCGACAACUCUGGUAAGACCGCCCUUCACUGGGCGGCCGCUGUCAACAAUACCGAGGCCGUCAAUAUACUGCUCAUGCAUCAUGCCAAUCGGGAUGCACAGGAUGACAAGGAUGAAACACCACUCUUUUUAGCAGCGCGCGAAGGUUCUUACGAAGCCUGCAAAGCGAUGCUAGACAACUUCGCCAAUCGUGAAAUUACUGAUCACAUGGAUCGCUUACCACGCGAUGUUGCCUCAGAGCGCUUGCACCACGACAUCGUUCGAUUGUUAGACGAACAUGUGCCGCGCUCGACACAAAUGAUGGCCAUGACGCCACAGACAAUGAUCGGCUCACCGCCACCAGGCAGUCAAGCACAAAUUAUUUCGCAGCCCACUGUCAUUUCAUCAUCAAAGCAACCAGCACAAACCGCCAAAUCAAAGGCGGCGAAAAAGGCAAAGCUAUUGGAGGGCAGUCCGGACAAUCUGCUCGAUGGCGGCAGUCUUCGACGCAAACCGGGCUCAAAAAAGGGAACAGGGGGCUCGGUGUCAAAAAAGGGCGGACAAAACGGCCUUACGGCAGCACAACUGCUGAAUGGCUUGGGUGGUGGGCUGACAGCACACGGCCAGGGACUGGAGGGAGUGGAUCAACAGCAACUGUUGGAUGCCGGUCUCAGUGCGGUGGACUCACCGCCACUGACGGGGCUAACAAGUCAACCGAGCCCGUACGACACGUCGUCACUCUAUUCGAACGCGAUGGCGGCGCCAACACACCACCACAACGAUCUACUGGGCAACAGCAACGGCGCGAAACAACCACCCAGCUAUGAAGACUGCAUAAAGAACGCACAGACAAUGCAAAGUUUAGUGCAGCAGCAACAGCAGCAAAAUAAUAUGGAUUUAAUUAAAAUGGAGAAUUAUGUCUACUCUCGUGGUUCGCCCUUUCAUCAGGAAAUGAUCGGCCAGAAAGGCAACAAUCAGCAAGGCAUGAAUUCGCUUUGCGGUGGUGGCGGUGGCAAUCUGGGCCACAACGGGUCUGGUAAUAUGGGCGGUCAUGAGCAUGGACUGAGUCCGCCCUAUUCCAAUCAAUCGCCACCGCAUUCCGUGCAGAGCAGCAUGGCGCUCUCGCCACAUGCUUACUUGGGCUCACCAUCGCCCGUCAAAUCACAUCCUAGCUUACCCACCUCACCCACGCACAUGCAGGCCCUGCGUCAUGCGACCCACCAGAAGCAAUUCGGCAACAAUGUGAAUUCUUUGCUAGGUGGUGCUGCCAACAACAAUAACAGCAACUCUACAAAUGGCCCACAGAGCAAUUCGUCGAUGAAUUCGCCGCAAAGCAUGAGUUUUCAAUCGCCUAGCAGUCAAAGCCUGUCGCAACAGAGUUCACCGGUGAGUGUGGGCAUUGUGUCGCCGACAGGUAGUGAUGGCAUGAUGAUGGCGCCACAGCAAACGCAGCAGCAGCAGCAACAACAACAACAGCUGCAGCAACAGCAACAGCAACAACAGCAGCAGCAGCAACAGCAACAGAACUCGAAAAGCAGUGCAAUAAUGCAAACUAUGCAACAACACCAACAGCAGCUUGUGAGUCUCGACUUCGGUUCAGCCGGCUUGGACUUGAAUGGCUUUUGCGGAUCACCGGAUUCAUUUCAUUCCGGCCAAAUGAAUCCGCCAUCGAUACAAAGUACAAUGUCAGGUUCCUCGCCCGCAACCAAUAUGCUGUCGCCAUCCUCCCAGCACAAUCAGGCCUUCUAUCAGUAUCUGACACCGACCAGUCAGCACUCCGGCGGCCACACGCCCCAGCAUCUGGUGCAAACACUUGAUAGCUAUCCAACGCCAUCACCCGAAUCGCCCGGCCACUGGUCAAGCUCGUCGCCACGUUCCACAUCGGACUGGUCCGAAAGCGUACAAUCGCCGGCGGGUAACAAUCUGUACAUUUCCGGGGGACAUCAGGCCAACAAAGGUUCGGAAGCGAUUUACAUUUGACAAUAAGCACAGGUGGCAGCAGCAGACGUUGUUGCAACGCUGCUCUGCUCAAACGUUUCGUAGCGUGAACGUGUGUCGUGUAAACACUAAAAGUAUCCUACAUACAUAUAACGCUAUCUUUAAAAUAUUUUUAGUAGCAUGUAGUUUGUACAAAAAUAAAGCAAAAAACAAAAAGAAAAAAAAAACAGUAAAUGGAAAAUUCAAGAUUCCAGUGACAAGA
This is a messenger RNA of Anastrepha ludens (Mexican fruit fly), 9845 nucleotides long. It is a transcript of the gene N, whose product is annotated as neurogenic locus Notch protein. Gene Ontology annotation, cellular component: plasma membrane; signaling receptor complex; cell surface. Gene Ontology annotation, biological process: cell differentiation; axon guidance; regulation of developmental process. The transcript is spliced from 10 exons. Gene Ontology annotation, molecular function: calcium ion binding; protein binding. The record is from RefSeq and is a predicted model, not a curated record. NCBI's taxonomy places the organism in Eukaryota, Metazoa, Arthropoda, Insecta, Diptera, Tephritidae. Bases 1592 to 9625 code for a protein of 2677 amino acids.